ACAGCACAAGAUGUGUCUUGGCUUCUUCCUGCUGGCCCUUCUGUCCCUCCUGGGCUCAGCCACAGGGGACUCGGUGACCCUGACCCCUGUGCCGAGGACCACCGCCUUGCUCCAGCCUGACUUCACUUCCAGCUUCCUCUCUGGCUCCAGAUCUGGCAGCAGCUUCAACACCAGGUCUGGUUCUGGCUCUGGGACCCAGUCGUUUUCCAAUUUCACUGGCUCCAAGGAUGACCGUGGGACCUGCGUGUGCUCCGUCGCUCUGCCAGACAACACCUUCCCAGUGGAGAGAGUGGAACGCUUGGAAUUCACGGCUCACAUUCUCUCUGAGAAGUACCAGAAAGAGCUUUCUAAAGUGAAGGAGUAUGUCCAAUUAAUCAGAAUCUAUGAAAAGAAACUCGUAAACCUAACUGUCCGAGUCGAGAUCAUGGAAAAAGAUAGCAUUUCUUACACUGAAUUGGACUUUGAGCUGAUCAAGUUAGAAGUGAAGGAGAUGGAGAAAUUGAUCAUCCGGCUGAAGGAUGGUUUUUCUGGGAGCUCAGAAAUUGUUGACCAGCUGGAAGUAGAGAUAAGGAAUAUGACUCUCCUGGUAGAGAAGCUCGAGACGCUAGACAAAAACAACGUUCUUGCCAUUCGCCGGGAUAUCGUGACUCUGAAGAACAAGCUAAAGGAAUGUGAAGCCUCUAAAAGUGAAAACGCCCCCGUCGCCCCACCCGCUCCCGCUCCUGGGACCUGUGCUCACGGUGGUGUGGUGAACAUCAGCAAACCCUUUGUAGUUCGGCUCAACUGGAGAGGGUUUUCCUACAAGUAUGGUGCCUGGGGUCGAGAUUACUCUCCUGAAAAUCCAGACAAAGGGCUGUAUUGGGUGGCACCAUUGAAUACAGAUGGGAGAGUCUUGGAAUACUACAGACUCUACAAUACACUGGAUGAUCUGCUAUUGUAUAAAUAUUCCCAAGAGUACCGGAUUCUUUAUGGCCAAGGUGGUGGUACCGCAGUUUAUAAGAAUAGCAUGUAUAUGAACUGGUACAACACUGGCAACAUUGCCAAAGUUAACCUGACCACGAACAAGGUCUCUGUGACUCAAAAUCUCCCCUAUGCUGCCUAUAAUAACCGCUUUUCAUAUGCUAAUGUUGGUUGGCAAGAUAUUGACUUAGCUGUAGAUGAGAGUGGAUUGUGGGUGAUUUAUUCAACUGAAGCCAGUACUGGUAACAUGGUGAUUAGUAAACUCAAUGACACCACACUUUUGGUGCUAAACACUUGGCAUACCAAACAGUAUAAACCCUCUGUUUCUAACGCCUUCAUAGUAUGUGGGGUUCUGUAUGCCACGCGUACUCUGAACACCAGAACAGAAGAGAUUUUCUACUACUAUGACACAAACACAGGGAAAGAGGGCAGACUAAACAUCAUAAUGCAGAAGAUGCAGGAAAAUGUGCAAAGCAUCAACUAUCAUCCUUUUGACCAGAAACUUUUUGUCUAUAAUGAUGGUUACCUUCUGAAUUACGAUCUUAUCUUCAAGCAGGAGCCCCACUAAACUGUUUAGGUUUUCAGGGGAGAGAGAAAUAAAAUGUUUGUUGAAAAAAAAAAUGGUCUUUAAAAAAAAGAAAAAAAAAGUCUUCUCCAAUUAUUUAGAUACCUGCAGUGGGACCCCAGAGUGUAUUUGCUUAUUGCCAGUAUUUGGGAGCAUAGUUCUACCACACUAGAGACUUCAGAUAUUUGCCCUGAUUUGAUAAGUUCUCCUGGAAGCCAUCUGCCUCCUGGCAUGCAUUUCCCCACUGAAGUAAGGCCCCUCCAGUGUGGGAUUGUCAGGGGGUCUAGGGGCGUGAUGGGUCCAGGGAAGCUGUCAGGGAGGUGACACCCGGGAACUGAGGAACUGAAAGGGAACUCCGUAUGGCUAUUGGGGCUCUUUGUACAGGAGAGAGGCCUCCGUGUCCAGUCUCCGCCAUGUAGCCCGGCUAGCUCUUCCAUACCUGAAGGAAACCUGGGUCUGAGUUAGUCAGAUGAGUACCAUAAGCUCCUUGAGGGACCAAAUCUCCAACUUUAUUUUCUUACUAGCCCCUGGAAGGAUGCUUUGUACAUUCCAGAUAUGUAAAUUUAGCAUGUUUAUGCUGUAUCUGUAAAAUGCUCUGAAUUUUCUGGAGAAAGGCCCUUUUACACAUGAAAUUGGACACUGCACAUCAAUUCCAGAUGGAUCUUCAAGUGAAACACUGGGUUAUCCUUGUCUCCCAUUGUCCACCUAUGUAAGAGUCAGUGGAAGCCUCCUACCUCAUAACAUCAUUUCAAAGGCAGCUUGCAAGAUUAGAAUCAGGCUCACCAACCAGCUCCCCCACUCCUUCCCUACCACCUAAACAAAACAAAAACAAAAAUAAAAUUAACCAGCUUUUAUGAAAUGGAUAUAAGAUAAACAAAAUUCCUUUUUCUUUUUGGUCUUAUCAUGAACUUUUACGUACAUGACUCUAAGACCGUAAGAAAAUCGGAUGGCGGUGACACAAUGAUAGCAUUUCUGGUUAUAUAACAAAGCCCGUGGCAGAUAAGUGAGCCUUGUGUUAAGUCAUAUCAAUUGUUUCAUGCAACUUUUGUCUGUAUUUAAGCCUGAAACUUAUAAAAGAAAAUACGUUUUCAUUUUUUGAGGAAGAAAUGUAGAAAACUCACUGAAAGUAUCUAGUAAAUCAAUGCAGUUUGAAAACCUUGUAGGUGUGUGUGCUUCUGUGCAUUUGGAGGCUUUGUCAUCUGUUCUGGGUCUAAAAUUUCCCUUUAAUGUUCAUGAGUCCUAGACUAUAGGAUUGGGUCCUUAAAUGCUGUAUUCUUCCCCUUUUAAUAAAUGAUUAAAAUGUGCUU
This is a messenger RNA of Hipposideros armiger (great roundleaf bat), 2832 nucleotides long. It is a transcript of the gene OLFM4, whose product is annotated as olfactomedin 4. Gene Ontology annotation, biological process: signal transduction. The coding region runs from base 11 to 1528 and encodes 505 amino acids. The transcript has 5 exons. The record is from RefSeq and is a predicted model, not a curated record. Lineage: Eukaryota; Metazoa; Chordata; Mammalia; Chiroptera; Hipposideridae.